Molecule: messenger RNA, 1547 nt
Organism: Ananas comosus (pineapple)
Lineage: Eukaryota; Viridiplantae; Streptophyta; Magnoliopsida; Poales; Bromeliaceae
Product: senescence-specific cysteine protease SAG39-like
Exons: 2
Coding region: 424-1449 (341 amino acids)
Cellular component (GO): lysosome
Molecular function (GO): cysteine-type endopeptidase activity
Source: RefSeq, a predicted model, not a curated record
GUAUGUUAAGCUUCAGUAUUUUGAUACCGUGUUAAAUUAUGAAAAUCAACUGACCAAAAGUUUAAACUAUCAAAUAAUGAGGUUUUAGUAUUUAUAUUAAAUAGUAAUUUAUAUAUAUAUCUUUUUAAGAUCAAGAGUGCUUAAGAGUUAAGCAGUCCAUUUGAUCUGCUUCUUUCGUGGCUCGCUCCACGUUAACGUCGACCUCCGCAUAUUAAAGUCACGUCAAUGCAUUUCCCCAAGUCCGCUACUCAUUUCCCGCAAAUCACAGGGGAACGUUGAAUUCACGUCUAAACUCAAAAACCCUUCAAUAAUCCUAGCCCUAUAUAAACCCUAACUAGCCAUGCAAAAAUAUAUACACAACUAACUACGAGCAUUCACCACUACAAACUCACUAAUUAACUCUAUCAAAAUUCACAUACCAACAUGGCUUCUAGUACUGCUGCUACCCGCUUCCUCUUACUCUUCUUCCUCCUCUGGGCAGCGUCGGCCACCACAUCGGCCGCCCGCACCGCGAGGAACAGCACGUCGGCGGAGGAAUCCGUGCGGCGCAUGCACGAGCAGUGGAUGGCGCAGCACGGGCGCGUGUACAAGGACGCGGCCGAGAAGGAGCGGCGGUUCAGGAUCUUCAAAGCGAACGUCGAGUACAUCGAGUCCGCCAACCGGGCCGGCAACCGGUCGUACACGCUCGGCCCCAACCGCUUCACCGACCUCACCAACGAGGAGUUCAGAGCCUUGUACCUCGGGUUCCGGCCGACCCCACGCCCCGAUGCGGCCGCACAGUCGCCGUUCAGAUAUGCCGACAGCUCGACACCGGAUAGCAUGGACUGGAGGUCUCAAGGCGCAGUUACUCCCAUCAAAGAUCAAGGAUGUUGCUGGGCAUUCUCGGCGGUGGCGGCGACAGAAGGGAUCACCAUGAUCAGAACAGGGCAGCUGAUCUCUCUGUCGGAGCAAGAACUUCUCGACUGCACCGGUUCUAGCAGCUCGUGCGACGGCGGCACCAUGGAUGCCGCCUUCCAGUUCAUCGUCAGCAAUGGCGGCCUGGGGACCGAAGCCACCUACCCGUACCAGGCAAUGCAGGGCACGUGCAACGCAGCCCAGUCGUCCGCAGCAGCCACCAUCAGCGGCCACCAGGACGUGCCGGCGAACAGCGAGUCGGCCCUGCUGAGCGUGGUGGCGAACCAGCCGGUGUCCGUCGCCAUCGACGGAGACGACAUGAAUUUUAAGCAGUAUCAAGGCGGCGUUUUCACCGGCCCGUGCGGGACGGAUCUGAACCACGCGGUCACGGCCGUCGGGUACGGAACGGCCGACGACGGAACUAAGUAUUGGCUCAUAAAAAACUCAUGGGGAACGGCGUGGGGCGAGGGUGGAUACAUGAGGAUCCAGCGAGAUGUGGAUUCUUCCCAAGGAAUGUGCGGACUCGCCAUGCAAGCGUCUUACCCGACCGCAUAAUCCGUGUGUAUAUAUAUAUAUAGUUCGGCUACUAUGCUAUUAAUAGCACGAAGCACUUGGUGCUACUAAGUUUUCCGCCGUUAGAUCUACCCUUUUGA